Molecule: messenger RNA, 3774 nt
Organism: Sinocyclocheilus rhinocerous
Lineage: Eukaryota; Metazoa; Chordata; Actinopteri; Cypriniformes; Cyprinidae
Product: leucine-rich repeat and fibronectin type-III domain-containing protein 4-like
Exons: 3
Coding region: 545-3499 (984 amino acids)
Molecular function (GO): protein binding
Source: RefSeq, a predicted model, not a curated record
AGUGCGUGUAGUCGACACUCACUCCUUAGUCGCUUGCUGGCUCGCGCAAACGUCUCAGCUGCUUGCGAAAGAAGAAGAAAAAAAUAAGAGUAGAAACCAGAGAAAAAAUGAACUAGGAGCAAAUGAGAGAAUUAUGCAGGGGAACUGCUAAAAAUAUCUAGCAAUACAAAAGAUCUGUCAUUUUUCCUCUCACGUUCGCUCUAAUUUUUCUUUUUCUGUUCUGCUGUACCCUGGAUACCUGACCGGCAGGAUUAAAAAUGACUUAAAUUUCAAUCAACUGUGGCAGGAGAGAAAGAAAGAGGGAUGAAAAAAGAGGAGUUUGUCCUCUGAAGAGAUUCAGCAGCACACAGCUGGUGAGAACGAGGGAGUGUUAGACAUAGAGAGAAAUCAAGAGAGGGAGGGAAGAGGACCGGAGUCCAAAAGAGAGAGAAAGAGGGUCUUGUUUCGCUUUUAAGGAAGCCAGGAGUCGGAUCGCCGUUUCCUGCAGGAUUACUCGACUGGAAAUGCUGGAAAAGCAGGUCUGUGGAUCACUCCCCUAUCUACCAUGCAAGACUCCCCACCCCUUCAGCCAUUCAGAAAACCACAUCCGUCCCACAUUUUAUGUCAUCCUCACAGGAACACACACUCCCCCUCAUUGCCCUCUCAUCCAUCCAUCCAUCUGAAACAAAAUAUCCUCAAACCCUCUGAAGCAUUUUGUCAACCCUCUCCUCUGCUGUGGCCAAAGUUCACCAGCAGAAACUCACCCCCAGACACAUCCUCACCGACACUGCCACUGCAAUUACUGCACUGGCUGGCACUGGUCACUUGUGCCUGCUUGCUGCCUGCUCUUUUCAGUCAAAUUCCAGGAGCUGUAGCUGGCGAGACGUGGGGUGUAGUCUCAGCGUGCCCCUUCCAUUGUGUCUGCAGGAAUCUCUCAGAAUCUCUAAGCACACUUUGUGCCGACAAAGGUCUUCUUUUUGUCCCGGCAAACAUUGACCGCCGAACUGUUGAGCUUCGCCUUGCUGAUAACUUCAUUCGAGAAGUGGGAGGAGCUGACUUUGCCAACAUGACAGGACUGGUGGAUUUGACACUAUCCCGGAAUACCAUCAGUCACAUCCGGCCACUGGCAUUUGCAGAUCUGGAAAGUCUUCGUUCGUUGCACUUAGAUGGCAACCGACUCUCAGAGCUGGGCCCACGAGACUUAGUAGGCAUGAUAAACCUGCAGCAUCUCAUUCUCAACAACAACCAACUCAUCAAUAUCUCAUCCGAGGCCUUUGAUGACUUUUUAUUCACUCUAGAGGACUUGGACUUAUCCUAUAACAAUCUGCGCAAGGCUCCCUGGGAUGGCAUUCAGAGUAUGGCCAGUCUGCACACUUUGAACCUAGAUCACAAUCUCAUUGACCAGAUUGCUGAGGGGUCUUUUAGUGAGCUCUACAAAUUAGCCCGAUUGGACAUGACCUCCAAUCGGCUACAGACUUUGCCACCCGAUCCAUUGUUCGCUCGCUCCCAGACAGGGGUCAUCAGCCCUACACCCUACAAUGCCGUAAUCAACUUAAAUUUUGGGGGUAACCCCUUACACUGCAACUGUGAACUGCUUUGGUUGAGGAGGCUGAUCCGCAGUGAUGAUAUGGAAACAUGUGCUACACCCCUACAUUUAGCGGGACGUUACUUCUGGUCUAUCCCUGAGGAGGAAUUUGCCUGUGAGCCUCCGCUAAUUACCCGACAUACACACAAACUCUGGGUUUUGGAGGGUCAAAGGGCAACACUCAAAUGUCGUGCUAUUGGUGAUCCAGAGCCAGUGGUGCACUGGGUCUCACCAGAUGACCGCAUCAUUGGCAAUUCCAGUCGUACCACAUCUUUCCGAAAUGGCACUCUUGAGAUACAUGUGACUAUUGCUCGUGAUGAUGGUACGUACACUUGUAUUGCUAUCAAUGCUGCAGGUGAGGCCACCUCACUUGUUGACCUGAAGGUUAUCCCCCUCCCUCAUCGUGGAAAUGGAACGGUAUUGUUAGCUCGUGACCCAGGAUCAUCGGACAUCACCAGAGGGAAGACUUCCAGUGGGCAAAGCUCUGGUCUGGACACUAACAGUGACCCCCAGGAGGGACAGGAGGAGGGUCAGACAGAGGGUGAGGAUGUGGUCAGUGAAGGGAGUGAGGAACAGAUCGUAGGAGUACAAGGAGUGACCUCCACCUCAGCACAAGUGCGAUGGGAUAAGGGUCAACUGAUGGGAGUCAGCCUGGUGUGGCUGUAUCAAAUACAGUAUAACUGCACUGCUGAUGAGACACUAAUUUACAGGAUUCUGCCCCCCACAAGUGACAGCUUUCUACUGAAAAACCUGGUCUCUGGCUCAGACUACAAUUUGUGCGUGCUAGCCAUUUUUGAUGACACAGUCACUUCCAUGGCCGCCACAAAGGUCCUUGGUUGCACCCAGUUUAGCACCAAGGACAAUUACCCAGACUGCCGUUCGCUUCAAGCCCACUUCCUUGGCGGGACUCUUACAAUUCUGGUUGGUGGAGUUGUUGUAGUAACGCUGUUGGUGUUUACCGUGGCACUGAUGGUACGUCACCGUGUGUGCAGUAACCAUGACAAUCAUCAUGAAAUUGGCGAGGAGGUGGGUUGCUCAGGAACAGACUUCCCGCCUCUUCCUGCCAAGAGAGCCGAUGUCUUUUCUCAGAGUAAUGGAAAUGGGAAUGUGAUAAUGGUGGUGCUGCCCAACGGACUUGUUCAAAAACGAAAAAUGGCAGAGAGAGGGUUGGGUUCACCGCCCAAACCAACUUCCAAAGUGAAACCAAAAACCCUCCCAAAGCCCAAGGUGAAUCUGGAACAGUUCAGGGCAGGACUAGAGGUCGAGAUGGGGUCUGUCAGGCCUCUUCCUCCAUACAUUCUGGAGAAAGAGCAAAUGUCUUUGUAUUAUACCCCCAGUAAUCAUUCCCCCUCCACACUGCCACGGCCGUCACAGCAAUUAGGAGCGAAACUGCUCAAACUGCGCCCUACAAAUAUGGACACAAGUAAAGGGGCCAGUUUAAGCUUGGCUCCGCCCCCUACGUACAGUCGUGACAGGCGGUUCAGCACAGGUGGGGGCAUUGUAGUCCGUCGGGGAGGACCAGAGAGCCAGUGGAAUUCCUCACUGGCCUAUCAGAGCCCUGUGUUGUCCCAUGAGAGUUCUCUUCACAGCGCCCUGCGCUACAAGAGAAGCUCAUCAUUUGAUAUGGGUGAAAUUGCCACAACAGCCUGCUAUAGUUAUGCCAAGAGACUUAGCGUAAUCUGGACCAAACGGAGCCAGUCGUUACAUGGCAUGCUUGUCCAGUGCACUUCAGCAACAAGCACCUCAACAACCAGCAGCGGCAGCGAAGAUUUUCACAUGCAGCAUGCACGCGGGCACAUCCGUGCCUACAAUACCACCAACUCAAAUUCCAACCCUCCAAAAGCGGAGGUUACAACGAAUUCAAAGAACCAGUGGCUGAAGGAUAAAGAAAAGGACAAAGAAAAGGAAGAAGAACUUGAGGAGAGUGUGGUGUAGGGAAAGAGAAAACAGAUGAGACACAAGUAGAUAAAUGAAGAGACAGGAUGUUAGGACCAAAAAAGAUGGAUGCAGAAGGAUUCAUAGAGAAACCGGUUUAAAGGAAAGCUAAAAAUGUGGUAAAGUUACUGUAUAAGACUGUAUUACAAAAAAACAAAAAAACAAAAAACAAACAUAAGCUGGUUUGGUGGCCUUAGCUGCUCUCUGGCUUGGUAAUGGUGAUCUGGUUUGUUGGUUUUAGAUGGGUUUGGGGUACUUGCCAGUUGGACAGCCUG